Vigna unguiculata (cowpea) is the source of this 1229-nucleotide messenger RNA. Its product is annotated as putative protein ABIL5. The record is from RefSeq and is a predicted model, not a curated record. NCBI's taxonomy places the organism in Eukaryota, Viridiplantae, Streptophyta, Magnoliopsida, Fabales, Fabaceae.
CUCACAAAAGAGAAAAACAGAAUGUCACGGGACUGAAACUGUUGUUUGUCAUGUUCCACCAUAUGUUCUGUGCUUCCUAAUCUGCUCUUUAUUGAGUUUUGUUUGUUUCAACAUGUCACAGCACACAAACCUCGAUUUGUGACAUGACUCCUCUUUGUUACUUCUUCCUUGUAAGAUUCACAAAAAUGAAGCAUAUAGUGUAGUCACAUAUACAUCCACAAGUCUCAUUCAGCAUAAGGAGAAGAUAAGGAACUCUUAAAUUUGUCUUGGCAUUACUUUCGCAGCUUCAACUCUUGUUUGUUCUCUGCAAGAGCAUCGAGAUGAAUUUCAAGUUUCCUUGCCUUGAAAAACCAGAAGCUGAUGCUGAAGUAGAAGAAGACAUGCGCUUUCAGAAGUCUUUUCAGGAGCUAAGAGAACUGCAGUCUCAGCUGCACCAUGCUGCAGAUUAUUGUGAAACAACUUUCUUGAAAAGUGAAGCUAAGAGAGAUGUGAUGGAAAAUACAAAAGAAUACAUAUGCAGGGCUAUGGUCACUGUAGUUGAUCAUCUUGGAAACGUCUCAGCUAAUCUUGAAGGCCUUAUUUCUCAAACAAGUGCGUUUUCUGAGGCUGAGUCACGAAUCCAGUGCCUCAAACAAAGACUUUUCUCAUGUGAACAAUAUGCUGAUAAGCUUGCCCUUACAAAGAUGAGAUGGAGGGAGAAAGUGCCAAGAUUCCAUUCUCGUUAUUUAUCUUCACCACCCAUUCUAGAGAGAUCAAGCAGUGAGAAUUUAAGAGAUUCUAGAACUGAAUAUCCCACAAAAGUAGAAGACAAACACAUACUAGAAAAGCAGGAGGAGUUGCCACUUUUCUUGUACACCCAAAAGCCAUAUGCAGAUAACAAUGUGAAGCCAACCAGUGUUACUACAUUGAACAAACAUAACAAUGUGACCAUGGUGGUACCUGUUCGGGAUGGUUUGUCAGUCUUAACAAAAGUUUCAAAUCCUACAUUUCAUUUUCAAGGUUCCCCGAAGGUUACACGCCAUAGAAGAUCCUUGCAUGGCAGUGACAUCUUAUGGCUCAUUCGGCGUACUAAACGAAUCCAAUGAAAAACUAUAUAGAUUGUAAUUCAAGUGCUACUAGCCUUAAGUACUCAUGGGUUGCAGUUCAAUACUAGUUGUAUGAUUCUGGAACCAGACAUUAUUUGCAAAUAUUUAUAUAUUGAGGCACUUAGAAAGUGGUUACUUUUAGAA